AUGGGAUCAGUGGAUUUGCUGCGUUCUGUUCUUGGGAUCAGAUUCCUGGGAGCCUUCCUCCUCCUCGGGGUCGCCUCCUCCGUCUUCCUCGCGAGACUCGCCGUCCCUCUCUCCCAGGACCUCUUCUUCUCGAUCCUCCCGCAGCUUUUCACCUCCGUCCGCGGCUACCUCUCUCCCCCUUACAUCUUCGUCUUCGUCAACUUCAUGAUAUUCAUCAUCCUGAAGCUCCCCGACACGAAGAACCACAACGGCGGGAAGAAGUCCUCCGACGGCGGCGCCGCCGUGCUCCCUCCGAAACAACCGAAGAACCUCCUCCCCCGCCCAUCCUUCCUCCAUGCUUCUGAUGCGGCGCCAUUCGUCAAGGACGUUGAGGUGGAGAGCAACGCCGUGGCGCCGCCACCUCCGUCCUCAAAAGGUAGCGAUCCCGCUCCCAGUGGGCAGUCCAGCCCAUCCUGCUUGACGACGACAGAGCUUGACGGGGACCCGGAGGUAGUCUCUUCCAUUUCCGGCGGCGGCGUCGGCGGCGCCGUCGUUCAGAGAAGUCUCGUCGGAGGAUCCUCCUCUCCGGCGAAGGAGGAGGAGGAGGAGGAGGAUUACGGUUCCAUGGAUGAGACAUGGAUGGCAAUUAUGCAGCGGCAAACGGGGAGGAGGCAUCCGACGAAGAACGAAACGUGGCCCGUGUCUCCUCCAGUUCAAUCCUCGGUUCAACUCGAGCCGGCGGCGGAACCAGCGAUCCAGCGGGAGCUACAAGAGUCGGAGACUUUCCCGGAGCCGGCGGCGGCGGAAGUUCCGUCUGCAGACGACCACGACGAGAUGAACCGCCAGUUCGAGGCCUUCAUCAAGAAGGUGAACGACCAAAUGAGGCUUCAGUCUCAGAACUCCACCCGGCGGCGCUUCAUGGAGAUGGUGAACGUGUCCAGAUAA
Spirodela intermedia is the source of this 924-nucleotide messenger RNA. The record is from the annotation of a GenBank genome assembly. NCBI's taxonomy places the organism in Eukaryota, Viridiplantae, Streptophyta, Magnoliopsida, Alismatales, Araceae.